Molecule: messenger RNA, 1484 nt
Organism: Truncatella angustata
Lineage: Eukaryota; Fungi; Ascomycota; Sordariomycetes; Amphisphaeriales; Sporocadaceae
Exons: 1
Source: RefSeq, a predicted model, not a curated record
GUCCCAACACCAAUUUCUCAACAACAAGGAAUAUUCACUAUGAAACCCACACUAUGCAAUCUUCCGCUGGGAGUUUUUCUCAUGAUUUUCAAGGAAUUACCCGCAUUGGAUAUCCAGACCUUCCGCUCUGUCAACAAAUACCUCUCAUAUUUUGCGACCCAAAGCAUUUUUAAAUAUGUUACGGUGACCCCAAAUGAGUUAAGCAUAUUGAGCUUGGCGUUGCGUCAAGCUGUAUACAGCUUAAACAUUCAAUUCAAUAUGCCCGAAUGUGAGGAAUCCAUUCGAAGCCACCCGUUCCGACACGCGGAUCGCCUAAGACGAUUCGAACAACAGUUGGACCCUAAAAAAUGGCCCGCCCUGAACCACUUGCAUUUUUCGGAACAUCAGUAUGAUGAACCGACACGCAACGAAUCAAUCCCAGAAUUUUUCAAAAGUGCCGUUAAUUCAUUUGGGGAAGGCGCGUAUCACAUUGAGAAACUCUCGUUUGGCGAACCUGAGAAGGUCGGCUGGGGCAUUUGUGAACUGCUUACGAAUCUCCGCGACCCACACGCAAUUGGAAGCGCUUUUAGACAUGUCAAAGAAUUAUGUUUAGCAUUACCUCAAGCUCACGAUGCUGCAAACGAAUUAUUCGAAGGCAUUGCUGUGCUGAUCAGCUCACUGCCUGCUUUAGAAAAGUUGGUGAUUUCUGGCGAGGAAUUUGAGGCACCAACGGGAAUGUAUUUUCCGGACGAUUUCUUCCUAAACGUCAGCGUGACAGGAUUAAAAGCGUUGAGUCUGUGCAGCGUCAGGUUCUGGAAUCACAACGGCUUGGUGAAUUUGUCUAAGAAUCACAAGAACACCAUGAGAACGUUGGAAUUGGAGGAAGUGGGUCUGGAAACCGGCUCCUGGGAAGGAGCGAUAGUCGAUAUGAGACGUUGUUUGGAGCUCAAAGUAUGCUCUAUUGUUUCCCCUCUCGAGGUAUGGAUAAACGGGGACUACGCAGUCCUCGAUCAAUGUGGAAGGACAUUUGAGGCAUCACUCGCGUCAUUCUUGCUUAAGAAAUCAGACGAAAAUCCGUUCUUAAAGGAGGAAAUAGUCGGGUUUCAGGAGCACCAAGGCUCCAUUGCAGAGACCUUUCAUGAGUAAUACGUCUGAAUGCACUGGUUCAAUACUCAUAAACUAUCUUUGCUAGCCUGUAAUUCUUAUCGUUUGAAACCAUAACAUGGCACUGGAGGGAUGAUCAAUAAGACGCUUUGAUACAGUAUCUGUCGACCUUGUGCUUCUAAAGCACACCUGGUUAGGUCAUUGCGUUUGUUUCUUAACAGUGGUUGGGAAGUAGGUGUUUUACGGGGCAUUCGUGGCUAUCUGGAUAUAUCCAAGGCAAGACUUUGACUUGGAGGUCAAUAUCUCUUCAUCUUUCCCAAUUCUAUGAGGCGGACUCUUCAAGUGUCCUUGCAAAUCUGUUAUAUAGAGGUGCGAAAUUGGGAGCCUUGCUGAAACUAAUA